ACAUCAUUCAGUGAUGGCAUCAGAAGGUUCUCUUUCACAGUGGCUGAACUCUGAUAUUUUCAUUGUGUUUGUGGUGGUGCUGUUGCUCCUCUUGCUGGUCAUCUUUGCUGUUUUCUGGCUCAUGAGACGGCAUCACUCAAAGAGACCCACAGAGAAAAUGGCUGAAAUAGAGAUUAUUCCAGUUGACGGUUCAGACAGGGGGAACCUGCCCAGAUUUACCCUGAAGAUAGUGACUGAGCAGAUGCAUGCAACAGAGCUAGUAGAGAUGUUAACUCGCAGAGGUCAUUCUGUUGAGGUUCCUGAUCACCAUAGCAACCUCUCUGUCUGUGCUGUUAGAGCCGUGAAUGACAGUGAAGGAGAAUAUAGAGAUGCAAUAGAGCAUUAA
Messenger RNA from Myxocyprinus asiaticus (Chinese sucker), 385 nucleotides. RefSeq lists its product as uncharacterized. The coding region runs from base 14 to 385 and encodes 123 amino acids. The transcript has 3 exons. The record is from RefSeq and is a predicted model, not a curated record. NCBI's taxonomy places the organism in Eukaryota, Metazoa, Chordata, Actinopteri, Cypriniformes, Catostomidae.